Molecule: messenger RNA, 1124 nt
Organism: Pelodiscus sinensis (Chinese soft-shelled turtle)
Lineage: Eukaryota; Metazoa; Chordata; Testudines; Trionychidae
Gene: TYW5
Product: tRNA-yW synthesizing protein 5
Biological process (GO): wybutosine biosynthetic process
Molecular function (GO): tRNA binding
Source: RefSeq, a predicted model, not a curated record
AUGGCUUUAGCCCCUAAGAUCCCAGGUUCAAUACCACCUGCCAAAGACACCAAUCCAUCAUCAUUACAACCGGCGAGCCCCGUGGCGCGGCACUGCGGGGUCAGCAGGGAGCGCUUUCGGCAGGACAUUUACCCGCUGAGAAAGCCAGCAGUGCUGAAAGGAAUACACCUAGGCACUUGCACAACCAAAUGGACAGUGGAUUACCUUAGCCAGACAGCAGGAACUAGAGAAGUAAAGAUUCAUGUUUCCACGGUGCCACAGAUGGACUUCCUCAGUAAGAACUUUUUAUAUAGAACAUUGCCUUUUGAUGUGUUUGUACGGAGAGCAGCUGAAGUCAAACAUACUGAGUACUUUAUAUCUGAGGAUGAGAAAUACUACUUGCGAUCACUAGGUGAAGACCCACGGAAGGAUAUUGCAGAUAUCAGAAAGCAGUUUCCUUCAUUGGCAGAAGAUAUUCAAAUCCCAGAAUAUUUUGAAAAGGAACAGUUCUUCUCCAGUGUCUUCCGCAUCAGCUCAGCAGGACUACAACUGUGGACACACUAUGAUAUAAUGGAUAACUUCUUAAUACAGAUAGUAGGAAAAAAACGAGUUGUACUGUACAGUCCUCGAGAUGCACCAUAUUUGUAUUUAGCAGGCACCAAAUCAGAGGUGUUAAACGUGGAUAACCCGGAUAUGGAGAAAUAUCCCCUUUUUAGGAAAGCCAGGCGCCAUGAAUGUUCUCUUGAAGCAGGCGAUGUGUUGUUCAUUCCAGCUUUAUGGUUCCAUAAUGUAAUUUCUGAAGAAUUUGGAGUGGGAGUGAAUGUCUUUUGGAAGCAUCUUCCUUCUGAGUGCUAUGAUAAAACAGACACUUACGGAAACAAAGAUCCUAUGGCAGCCUCCAGAGCUGUACAGAUUUUGGAUAGGGCUUUGAAAACACUGGAGGAACUGCCUGAGGAAUAUAGGGAUUUUUAUGCCCGGAGAAUGGUUUUACGCAUUCAAGAGAAAGCUUAUAGCACUAACUAUGAAUAAACAGCAUGAAAAAACAAUCAACCCAACUCUCCUGAAAAUAUGGAGAAGUACAGAUAUUGAUACUGUACCUGAGAUACUUGGAGAAGAUUUUAAUAAAAAAUGUUCACUGUUGAUGA